UAUUGCUGCACACACACACAGAGCCGCCGUCGCCGCCGCCAGCAGAGCACACACUCUGAAUCGAUGAGGCGUCCGACGACGACGACGUCGUCAUCGUCGUCAUACACUCCAUGGUAUCAUCACAUAUUUAUUAUCUUUCUACAGUAUUCCUUGUUUCAUAUAUCACCGACAUUCGGGGCGCGUAACACCGUUACUGAAGGUGGACAGCCGCUGACCGAGCUCCUCAGCUCGCUAGAUCAACCCUACCCAUGUGGGCAUGUAGUUGAAGCAGAGCACUUUCUGUCAACAGCGGUUGCACUGAAAUUUCCUAGGCUUAUUCAACUUGCACACUUUUUUGCGAAUCAUUCAAAAAAUUUUGAUCCGCAGCUUCUUGACAAAUCGUCAUUUCAACAAAUUCCACCAUUCGAUGUUUCGUUUGCAAGAAGAACACACUUUUAUGGGCUACAGCUCAAUUGCACUGGGAAUAACCAUCGAUGGCUCCCACGGCUGGUAUUCGUGUCACACGAUCCAAACAAUUCGAAUAAAAAAGCCUACUUGACAUUGCAAUUGGAUCAAUUUGAUGUUGAUAUGUGUUCUGCGGUGAACUGUCAUACGAAAUGCACCUGGACAGUACACGGAGGACUACGUGUUUCAGCAAAGGCGUGUUGUAAUUCGGAUGACGUCAUUCUGUGCCGAACAGAUGCAGAAAGAGGUCGACAUAUGUUAUUGGCUUUCAACUCAAUAUGUGCACUCAUUUGCAUUGCGUUGAUUCCAAUUGUUUGUUAUCAGAGAAAACGACAACAUGAAGCUCGUGGCUGGGCUCUCAUGGAGCUUUUUCUCAUCGGAGCAUCCAUCCUCUACUCGGUUCUUUUUCUCGAUUUUGUCGCACCGCCCGAGUACGGUUGUUGUGUGGCAGUCUGGUUGAGACAAAUAGGAUUUUCAAUAUUUUAUGGAUCUAUUGUGCUCAAAAUUUAUAGGAACCUCCAAGAAUAUCGAGUUCGAAAAGCUCAACACGUGUCUGUCCGCGAGCAAGAUAUGCUCAAAUACCUUGCAGCCAUGCUUGCACUAACAAUAACUGGCCUGAUGGCCUGGACAGUUGGGUCGUGGGGCGAUACAGCACUAUGGAGAACAGCGUGGCCACAAUGUCUGAUGCAAGGAUGGCAUGUUAUUUGGCACGGGUACGAGUUGCUCUUCCUUCUGUAUGCAGUUAGGCUGUGCUAUAAGGCCAGGAAUAGUGAUUGGCUGGAACGAUGGCAGUUCACUGUAGCUGUGUGCUUGGAAGCUGUUAUCACAUUAAUGGCCAACUUGAUUAGGUAUUCUAUUCGAAAUUCGGGACGAGCUGACACCCUCUUCAUCGUCUCAUUUGUCCAUCUACAGCUUACAGUUUCGGUGAACAUUGUUAUCAUUGUGGCACCUAAAUUCUAUUUGUCAAAUGGAGAGCCAAGUCGUCGAUCGAUGACACUUGGCGGCCACUCGGGACGUGCUCAUCCUUCGCUGGCUAAACUACGUGACAACAUACUAAACGGAACUAUCGACUUUGCGGAAGUUCCGAUCGCUGACAUGAACCCCGAAGACAUUCGGGCAGAGUUGAAGCGCGUCUACACGCAAUUACGCAUGUACAAGUUGAAAAAUUUGUAUCAAGACAACCCGCACAUUUCUAAAAAACGGGGUGGGAAGAAAUGGAGCGAUAAAAACACCAAAGCAACACGACGGAUCUCAAUACCAUCAUGCUCACCGCAGACGAAACGGAUAGAGGAAGACGAGAAAAGUGACCUGACUGUGGAGUCAUCACCUCAUAACAUCUAUCUGAGCAAUUUCAAAGGAGUAAAUGUGAACAGCAUUGAGCAACACAAUUCAGUUCGGGUAUAGAAGCUCACUUAUAUUUGCGCACUUUCCAUUGUUGUUUUCUGUUGAUAAUUCUUCUAAUAACAUAAAUAUAUUAUUUUAUAAAA
This is a messenger RNA of Caenorhabditis elegans, 1931 nucleotides long. RefSeq names its product G-protein coupled receptors family 3 profile domain-containing protein (gene gpr-158). Gene Ontology annotation, molecular function: G protein-coupled receptor activity. Bases 64 to 1848 code for a protein of 594 amino acids. Gene Ontology annotation, cellular component: membrane; plasma membrane. Lineage: Eukaryota; Metazoa; Nematoda; Chromadorea; Rhabditida; Rhabditidae. Gene Ontology annotation, biological process: G protein-coupled receptor signaling pathway. The transcript has 9 exons. The record is from RefSeq and is marked reviewed.